CGGGGGCGCUGCGGGGCGGGGAGGUGCGGCCGGGCCCAAGAUGGCGCAGGCCGUGAACGUGGCGGAGCUGAGCCUGCCGCAGCUGGAGGUGCUCAAGGGGCAGCUCGACCAGGAGGUGGAGUUCCUCUCGUCCUCCAUCGCCCAGCUCAAGGUGGUGCAGACCAAGUAUGUGGAAGCCAAGGACUGCCUCAAUGUCCUCAACAAAAGCAACGAAGGGAAGGACCUGCUGGUGCCGCUCACCAGCUCUAUGUAUGUCCCUGGGAAGCUCUCGGAUGUCGAGCAUGUCCUGAUCGAUGUUGGAACCGGCUACUACGUGGAGAAGACGGCAGAUGAUGCCCGAGACUUUUUCAAGCGGAAGAUCGACUUCCUGACCAAGCAGAUGGAGAAGAUCCAGCCAGCGCUGCAGGAGAAGCACGCCAUGAAGCAGGCUGUGGUGGAGAUGAUGAGCCAGAAGAUCCAGCAGCUCACGGUCCUGGGGGCAGCGCAGGGUGCCACCACCAAGGCAUAGCUUUUGGCCUCAGGGGGCUGCCUUCCUCUGCAUCGCUGCUGGGCUGGGGGUGCGGACUGCAGUGUCCCCUCCCCAUGCUCUUCACCUCGCCAACGCCCCAACCCUUCCCCUUUUGGUAGGUAGCCCCUCGCUGCCACUGCAUGGAAUAAAUUGAGAUGUGGGAACACCCCCA
Molecule: messenger RNA, 680 nt
Organism: Oxyura jamaicensis (ruddy duck)
Lineage: Eukaryota; Metazoa; Chordata; Aves; Anseriformes; Anatidae
Gene: PFDN5
Product: prefoldin subunit 5
Exons: 6
Coding region: 41-508 (155 amino acids)
Biological process (GO): protein folding; regulation of DNA-templated transcription
Cellular component (GO): cytoplasm; prefoldin complex
Source: RefSeq, a predicted model, not a curated record